This is a messenger RNA of Nerophis ophidion (straightnose pipefish), 3385 nucleotides long. It is a transcript of the gene ace2, whose product is annotated as angiotensin I converting enzyme 2. Gene Ontology annotation, molecular function: peptidyl-dipeptidase activity; metallopeptidase activity. The coding region runs from base 158 to 2581 and encodes 807 amino acids. Gene Ontology annotation, cellular component: plasma membrane. Lineage: Eukaryota; Metazoa; Chordata; Actinopteri; Syngnathiformes; Syngnathidae. Gene Ontology annotation, biological process: proteolysis. The record is from RefSeq and is a predicted model, not a curated record. The transcript is spliced from 18 exons.
GAUAUGGAGGUCCAAAGGUGAAGGCAGCACGGGAGAUUAUGAAGGAGGCUGCAGGUGUGUUCACCUGGCAGACUGGGAGAGUGUGGCAGAGUGGCAGCAGCCACACAAGAAGAAACAGAAGAAGAAGAAGAAAAAGAAGAAGAAGAAGAAGAAGAAGAUGAAAAUGUGGGCCAAGGUUUUGCUGAGCUUGUGGUCUGUGUUUAGUUGUGGGUGUGGUCAGUCUGCAGUGGAGAAGGAGGCUGAGGAGUUCCUGCAGGUCUUCAACUCUCAGGCCAGUUCUGAGAUGUACCAGUACUCUCUGGCCUCCUGGGUCUACAACACCAACAUCACCGAGCACAACUCACACAAACUGUUGGAGCAAGGCAGGAUUUGGGGCGAGUUCUACACCCGCAAGUCAGAGGAGGCUCGGAGGUUCCCCGUCCAGGACAUCAAGGACGCUCAGAUCAAGUUGCAACUACUGGCCCUGCAAGACAAAGGUGCAGGUGCUCUCUCGCCUGAGGAGGGACAACAUCUCAGCAGCAUCCUGAGUGAGAUGAGCACCAUCUACAGCACGGCCAGCGUGUGUCUGACGGAGCAACCUUCCAACUGUCAGACUUUGGAGCCAGGCCUGGAGGAGGUGAUGGCUAACAGUCGAGACUACGCUGAGCGUCUGCAUGUCUGGGAGGGCUGGAGGAGACAAGUGGGACAGAGGAUGAGACCUUUGUAUGAAGACUAUGUCCACCUCAAGAACCAGGCUGCCAAACUCAAUGGGUUUGAGGACUAUGGUGCAUACUGGAGGUACAACUAUGAGACUGUUGAGGAAGAAAGUCCAUACAACUACACACGCCAGCAGCUGAUGGAGGACGUACGCUCCAUCUACAAACAGAUCCUGCCUCUGUACAAGGAGCUGCAUGCGUAUGUGAGGGCCAAACUCAUGGAGGUGUAUGGUCAGCACGUCCAGGCUGGAGGUCCACUGCCUGCACAUCUCCUGGGAGACAUGUGGGGAAGGUUCUGGACCAACCUGUAUCCUCUGUCACUCCCGUAUCCCAACAAGCCUGAUAUCGAUGUUAGUAAAGCGAUGGUGGAGAAGGGCUGGACUGAGCGUGCUCUGUUUGAGGAGGCGGAGAAGUUCUUUGUGUCAGUGGGUCUGUAUCGCAUGUUGGACUCCUUCUGGAACACUUCCAUGCUGACCAAACCUGACGAUGGACGCCAGGUGGUGUGUCAUCCUACUGCCUGGGACAUGGGCAACAGCCAGGACUUCAGGAUCAAGAUGUGCACCCAGGUGAACAUGGACAACUUCCUGACGGUGCACCACGAGAUGGGCCACACCCAGUAUCAGAUGGCUUACAGACAUCUUCCCUACCUUCUGAGGGACGGAGCUAACGAAGGUUUCCAUGAAGCUGUUGGAGAGAUCAUGUCUUUGUCUGCUGCCACACCCAAACACCUCAAGAGCCUUGGCCUCCUGUCCCCCGACUUCAUCUAUGACAACGAGACGGAGAUGAACUUCCUGCUGAAACAAGCUCUGACGAUGGUGGCCACGCUGCCCUUCACCUACAUGCUGGAGGAGUGGAGGUGGCAAGUGUUUGCAGGGAAGAUCCCGCACCACCUCUGGAUGGAGCGCUGGUGGCAGAUGAAGAGGGAGCUGGUGGGUGUGGUAGAGCCGGUGCCCAGAGACGAGACCUACUGUGACCCCCCCGCUCUGUUCCACGUGUCUGGAGACUACUCCUUCAUCAGGUACUUCACAAGAACUAUCUACCAGUUCCAGUUCCACAAAGCACUCUGCCAGGCUGCCGGCCAAUCAGGGGACUUGUCUUCCUGUGACAUCACCGGGUCCACAGUGGCGGGAACUAAGCUCAAGAACAUGUUGAUGUUGGGCCGGGCUCAGUCCUGGACCAGAGCUCUGCAGAACAUCUCUGGGGACACCAGGAUGGACGCCCAGCCUCUGCUGGACUAUUUUCACAAGCUGCACCGAUGGCUGAAGGAGGACAACAUCAAACACAACCGCUCUGUGGGCUGGGACCCCGCCAUCGACCCCUAUUCUGACUUUGGCAUCAAAGUGAGGCUGAGUUUGAAGAUGGCCAUGGGUGCUGAUGCUUAUUCGUGGAACGACAACGAGUUGUUCCUGUUCAAGUCCAGCGUGGCGUACGCUCUGAGACAACACUUCAGCCAGCACAACCGCACGCUUCCCUUCACAGCCCAGAACAUUCUGACCUAUCGACACACCCCCAGGAUCUCCUUCUACAUGGUGGUCACCCAUCCUCAGAGGCCGGCGGAGUACGUCCCCAGAGAGGACGUGAAGGCGGCCAUACGAUCCUCCCGAGGGCGGAUCAACGAUGCGUUCCAGCUGGACGACAAGACUCUGGAGUUCGAGGGCAUCCCUGCCACCCUCUCCCCCCCCGUGGAGCAGCCGAUAGAGGUGUGGCUGGUGGUGUUCGGCGUGGUGAUGGGCGUCGCCAUGCUCAUGGGCCUCUUCCUCAUCGUGUCUGGCAUCAGAGACCGCAGGAAGAAGUCCACAAGAACGGGAUUGGAGAACCCUUACGAGCCUGAAGGACAGACCAACAGAGCCUACGAAGAUGGCGCUGACGAACAAACCGGACUGUGAGGAACCGGCACGUGAAGGAUUCCAGUCCAGCCGGAAAGUAUUCCUAUCUUUGUGGUGGGGCUAGUAGGAGCUGGCGGCUACGCAACAGUUCAGCCCACAAUAGCACACAAGCUAGACACAGCUAAUCAUCAUUGAAGAAUAAAAUGUGACAUUUGUAUCAAAUAAUCAGCGUUGUAUGUCACUUAUGCCUACUGAGUCUCCAAUGCAGAUACAACGUGUCCAGUAACAAACGUGUCCGCAUCAUUCCAUUUACUGCUUAACUUCAUUCAAUAUUUUUGCCACUGGAUGUUGCAAAAAAAACAACGACCACUCCACUUCAACUUAAAGACAGCAUCCAGAGGUGCAAUAAUACAUUCCACUUGAUGAAGCCUUUUAAAAACAGUCCACGCUACCAAAUAAUCCAAGUAGGAUUCCUGCUGAUAUCAAUGUUGGUACUGGCAAAUAUUCAUGGCUCCAAUAUCGCUGUUGUAUCGGAAAUUUUAUAAUAAAAAGGAUACCACUAAUUCAAAAAGCCACGCCCCCUUUUAAAAUAGUGUAAAUAAAUAUGUGAUACAGUAUUUAUGAAAUAUAUGUUCCAUUCCAAAUGUGUGCUGACAUCAUUGAUUACAACUCAAAGGCUCUUCUUCUACAGCCAGAAGGCCACAGCUGAGCCGUAGCAGCUUGACAAAAACAAAGCAAAGCACAUUGUUCAGACCGUAUAGUAUCAUAUCAUAUUUCUUCUUGACUGCAAGAAAGUUAGGAAUUAUUGUGCGUUAUGAAGGUGUCAAAUAUGUUUUUGCAAGAAUGUUAUGAAUUAUUGUGGGU